Rasamsonia emersonii CBS 393.64 is the source of this 375-nucleotide messenger RNA. RefSeq lists its product as uncharacterized. Gene Ontology annotation, molecular function: nuclease activity. The annotation marks the transcript as partial. NCBI's taxonomy places the organism in Eukaryota, Fungi, Ascomycota, Eurotiomycetes, Eurotiales, Trichocomaceae. The transcript has 2 exons. The record is from RefSeq and is a predicted model, not a curated record.
AUGCCUAUCCGCGCUUUGGAUGACUGGGCCGCCGGCCGUACCGUGUCCCUCCCCCUCUCCGCUCUCAAGGGCGCUGUGGUCGGAGUCGAUGCGUCGCACUAUAUCUACCAGCACCUUCACCAUCACUCCACUCGUGAACCGCUUCUCAUUGCCCUGGGUGGUUUCCCGUUCGCGCUCAAAGCCAACAUCGAGAGGGAGCUUCAGACGUACAAGAAUCUGGGUAUCACUCUCGUCUUCGUGUUCAACGGCCUCGAUUUUGGUCGGAGGGAUCCUCAACCUCAGGCCCGGGCCGAGUCUGCUCGCGCCUUUGAACAAGCUUGGGAGCUGUAUGAUCAACAACAGGCGGAUCAGGUGGUGGAUGCAUUUAGCAACGCU